UGUCCUUACCCCUGAAAACGCUCCCAACAGCGCGGUCUGUCCGUCUCUCUCUCUCUCUCUCCGGUUUCAUCUUCUUACCCUGUCUUCAUUUGCCUACUCUAACCGACCCACCCGAGGCCGGCCUUAUAUUCUGCGUACGAUAACUAUAAUUCCAUCACAUUCCGUCUCAAUCCCAGAAAAAUAAAAUAACAAAUUAAAAAACCACUUUUUGGAUAAAAACUACAGGCUCAUUCUUUUCUUUUCAACUGUAUGUUUCAACGUAUACAGACAUAUUUAGGCGAUGGAUCUGAGAAGAGGAAGAUUGGUGGUGUUUGGUUUUACGUUUCUUGUGCUCGAAUGGUCAUGUUUUGCUUCGGCCAACGUGGUGUUCAGAGUCCAGCACAAAUUUGGUGGGCGUGAAAGAUACAGCAGGUUGGGUGCACUCAAGAGCCAUGAUGCCUACCGUCACGGUAGAAUGCUCGCCACCGUCGAUUUGCCUUUGGGUGGCAAUGGGCAGCCCACCGACGCCGCGCUCUAUUUCACCAAAAUUGGGAUUGGGAGUCCCCCGAAGGACUAUCAUGUGCAAGUUGAUACAGGAAGUGACAUAUUAUGGGUGAAUUGUGCUGGCUGCGACAAGUGUCCAAAGAAAAGCAAUCUUGGCAUUGAACUGCAGCUAUAUGACCCAAAAAGAUCCACAAGUGGUAAACCGGUUACUUGUGAUCAAGAUUUUUGCACCAGAACAUUCAAUGCUCCAUAUGCUGAUUGCCAGGUUGGAAGGCCCUGUGAAUAUUCUGUUACUUAUGGAGAUGGGAGCUCUACUGCAGGAUAUUUUGUCCAAGAUUAUGUAAAUCUUGAGCGAGCGUCUGGAAACCUUCAAACCACAUCCAUGAAUGGGAGCAUAGCGUUUGGGUGUGGAGCUAAACAAUCUGGGGAGCUUGGUUCAUCUUCUGAAGCACUUGAUGGGAUACUUGGUUUUGGACAGGCAAAUUCGUCCAUGGUUUCACAACUUGCUUUGUCUGGAAAGGUGAAGAAAAUAUUUGCACAUUGCUUGGAUGGCAUUAAUGGAGGUGGAAUCUUUGCUAUUGGUCAAGUUGUGCAACCUAAAGUAAAUUCAACUCCGUUGGUUCCGAAUGAAGAAAUCGUUGAAGAUGAAUUGGGAGAGGGAAGAAUAUUGGUCAAGAAGUCUGAAGGCUUAUUCUUCUUGUAG
Molecule: messenger RNA, 1186 nt
Organism: Ilex paraguariensis (yerba mate)
Lineage: Eukaryota; Viridiplantae; Streptophyta; Magnoliopsida; Aquifoliales; Aquifoliaceae
Source: the annotation of a GenBank genome assembly